AUCACUGGACAUUAUUUCUUCCACUAAACAUUAUUUAAUACUAUUUAGGAGAAAAAAAUUUAAUUUGUAAAUUGAAAAAUGAUUUAUGUUUUAGUCUUAUUUAAAGCAAAUUUUAUAAUUUUUUUAAAAGGCUAUUUGGUCAAUUUUGAUUUUUGAUAUUUGCUUGGGGCACGAAAAUAUAGUGGAAAAGACAGUUAAUGACCACAUUUAAUCCGUGAUCAACAACCUUAUUACAAAUGUCCCAUGUUUAGACCAGAUUCGAGACCAAAUGGUCCGUAUUAGAUUAAUGGAGGGUGCCCAUCAAAAAGUGGACAAAACAGAUCUCUCAGAAUGCUGGAAGACGACGUGGCGAACGCCUUAUAUCAUGCGCCUCGCCUUGUCGGCGGGCAUCGGAGGGCUUCUUUUCGGUUAUGACACCGGUGUUAUCUCUGGAGCCCUACUUUACAUCCGAGAUGACUUCAAAUCCGUUGAGAAGAACACUUGGUUGCAGGAGACAAUAGUGAGCAUGGCGGUGGCGGGGGCGAUAGUGGGAGCGGGAUUCGGGGGGUGGAUGAACGACAAGUACGGACGGAAAAGAUCAAUCCUCGUAGCGGACAUUGUCUUUUUCUUUGGGGCCAUUGUCAUGGCAGCAGCCCCGGGGCCCGGGAUACUGAUCGCGGGGCGGCUGUUGGUGGGGUUGGGAGUGGGGAUGGCGUCCAUGACCGCCCCUCUCUACAUCUCCGAGGCCUCUCCGGCGAGGAUCAGAGGCGCCCUCGUCAGCACAAACGGCCUCCUCAUCACCGGAGGACAGUUCCUCUCUUACCUCAUCAACUUAGCAUUCACCAAGACGAGUGGAACGUGGCGUUGGAUGCUUGGCAUAGCAGGCCUUCCCGCAGUGAUUCAAUUUGCCCUAAUGCUUUCCCUGCCUGAGUCUCCCAGAUGGCUCUAUAGAGAGAACAAGAUAUCGGAAGCAAGGGCAGUGCUGGACAAGAUAUACAGCACAGAAGACGUGGAAGAAGAGAUGAGGGCAUUACAGGCCUCCAUAGAGAACGAAAAGGCGGAGGAAAGAGCCAUCGGGACCGACCUGGUGUCCAAACUCAAGAGCGCCUGGGGAAACCCCGUCGUCCGGCGAGGCCUCUACGCCGGGAUCACCGUUCAGGUGGCGCAGCAGUUCGUCGGCAUCAACACCGUCAUGUACUACAGCCCCUCCAUCCUGCAGCUCGCCGGCUUCGCCUCCAACAAGACCGCCCUCGCCCUCUCCCUCGUCACCUCCGGCAUCAACGCCGCCGGCUCCGUCGUCAGCAUGUGCUGCGUCGAUCGGUACGGGCGCCGGAAGCUGAUGAUCGCGUCCAUGGUGGGGAUCAUCGUCUGCCUCCUCGUCCUCGCCGGCGUGUUCAACCAGGCCGCCACCCACUCCCCGCCGGUCAGCGUGAUGGAGUCCGCCCACUUCGGCGUCAACUCCACUUGCCCUAGGUUCCAGAAGGCCGUCGACGCCUCCUCCUGGGACUGCAUGUCCUGCAUUGCCGGCCCCGCUGAUUGCGGCUUUUGCGAUAACAAAGCCAGCAAAUUAAACCCUGGUGCGUGCUUAUCCGCCACCGACUUAAUCAAAGGCUCCUGCAAAAGCGAAGGGCGUUCAUGGUACACCAAGGGCUGCCCGAGCAAAUACGGGCCGGCGGCGGUGGUCCUCCUCGGGCUGUACAUAAUAUCCUACUCCCCGGGGAUGGGGACCGUUCCCUGGAUAGUGAACUCCGAGAUCUAUCCCCUCCGGUACCGCGGAGUAGGGGGAGGAAUCGCGGCGGUCUCCAACUGGGUCUCCAACCUCCUCGUCAGCGAGACCUUCCUGUCCCUGACGGAGGCCCUCGGCAGCUCCGGCACGUUCCUCCUGUUCGCCGCGUUCUCGCUGGCGGGACUGGUGGCGAUCUACUUUCUGGUGCCGGAGACGAGGGGGCUGCAGUUCGAGGAGGUGGAGGAGAUGCUGAAGCGCGGGUACUCUCCGUUCAAGAGGAAGACGGCCUCCCGGAAUAACGUCCAAAUGAUGAGGGUCGUAGGAAGACCUAUAAUUUCUGAUGAAGGUGAAGUCCUUUGGAAUGGUAAGGUAGGGAUUUUCCCCUUUGUGGAGUCUGUUGAGGCUAAGAGAAAAAGCAAGAACAGGGAAGCAGGUUCACUGGAAACCAAACCGAUAUCAAGCGUCACUAAACAAGUGUUCAAGGACAUGCUGAUACACACAGUCAUACCUGCUAUUCAAGAGAAGUGGCCAAACUUCUUAAGCAAGGAAAUUGUUAUCCAACAAGAUAAUGCAAGGCCACAUAUUCUUGGAAAUGACCUAGAGUUUGUCAUGGCAAGUACAACAAAUGGUUUCCAGAUUACCCUAGCUAAUCAGCCCCCUAAUUCUCCUGACCUGAACAUUCUAGAUUUAGGUUUUUUCAGGGCCAUACAGUCAUUGAAGGAACAAUCAGCUCCAAGCAAUGUAACUGAAUUAAUGAAUGCAGUCCAGGAAGCAUACAAUCAAUUCUCAGCCCACACACUAAACAAAGUGUGGCUGAGUUAUCAACAUGUUAUGCAAGAGGUGAUGAAGGUUGAAGGGGGCAAUAACUACAAAGUGCCACACAUGGGAAAGGAUGCUAUGCACAGAAAUGGGACACUUCCAUAUGUACUACAACUAGAAGAGGGUUUGUAUGAGAGGAGUAUGGCAGUACUUGGGGAACAAAAUGGGCCAGCUGUACCUGUGGUUGAAACACAUGAAGUCCUACUGGGUCANUUAAUGAAUGCAGUCCAGGAAGCAUACAAUCAGUUCUCAGCCCACACACUAAACAAAGUGUGGCUGAGUUAUCAACAUGUUAUGCAAGAGGUGAUGAAGGUUGAAGGGGGCAAUAACUACAAAGUGCCACACAUGGGAAAGGAUGCUAUGCACAGAAAUGGGACACUUCCAUAUGUACUACAACUAGAAGAGGGUUUGUAUGAGAGGAGUAUGGCAGUACUUGGGGAACAAAAUGGGCCAGCUGUACCUAUGGUUGAAACACAUGAAGUCCUACUGGGUCAGUUCAUUCUUGAAGAAGAUGAGGAGAUCAUUCUUCAAGAUUGAACUAACACCUAACAAAAGACUUUGUAUCAU
Molecule: messenger RNA, 3091 nt
Organism: Cuscuta campestris
Lineage: Eukaryota; Viridiplantae; Streptophyta; Magnoliopsida; Solanales; Convolvulaceae
Source: the annotation of a GenBank genome assembly